Molecule: messenger RNA, 1965 nt
Organism: Panonychus citri (citrus red mite)
Lineage: Eukaryota; Metazoa; Arthropoda; Arachnida; Trombidiformes; Tetranychidae
Exons: 2
Coding region: 412-1233 (273 amino acids)
Source: RefSeq, a predicted model, not a curated record
UCUGUUGUUUUGUUUUUUCCUUAUUUCCAAGUGAAAGUCAAUUUUUAUUAAUUAAUCUUUGAUUCUGCAAUUGGAUUUAUUUGUUUUAAUCUAAUUAUGACACGUUAUUAACUGUGUUUUCCCUCUGUCACGCGAUCUUACUCAUAAUCUACUCCUGAAUUGGUUUAUCUUAAUAUCAAAAAGGUUAAUCUAUUCAUCAUUGAUUCAUUAAACUCUUCUUUUACCUCUCCUUUGGGAGAGACUGGUAACUCGAUAAAAAACUUAACUCUUUUGAGUUCUGGUGGGUCAACUGGAAACUGGAGUGACAUUGCAUCUUCAACCUAUCAAAAUAUUACCAAUUCAACGGUAAAUAAAACAACUGGUUAUUUGUCUGGUGUUAAUCUCAACCAUGGUAAUACCAACUCAAGCUUAAUGGUUACGCAACUUGGUAAUGCCACUGGUCAGCAAAAGCUAAUGUCUUCAGUUGCAACAACAACACUUAAAUCAAACCUUUCAGCCCUAAAUUCAUCUCUGGUUAACCAAUUGUCUAAUCUCACACUAACUACAGAACCUUCCGUAUCUUCUCAUCAAUCAAUAUCCACCACUCAAAAGGUUGCAAAUAUAAUUGUUUCAUCAUCCCCUUCUUCAGUGAUUGACAGUAAUUCAACUCAAAUUGUUAAAAACUUGACAGAUUUACUUGGCCCCAAGGUUAAUAUUACCAAUAGCCCUGUAGUCACAAAUCUCACGACCCUUCAGGUCGAUAAAAAUAUCACUAAUUACGCCAAUUUAACCUCAAGCUUGACCAUGGAGCAACCAGACCUUUCAACCUCCACCAGUGAUCUAUCAAUAAUGUUUAUUGGAUUAUUUUCCAUUAUGGUUUGUGCGGCAAUAAUUUUCUUAAUAGUAAUUCUGGUUCGUAAAAAUAGACUGGACAAACUGCGACAUCACCUGAUGCCAGUAUACAAUUUUGAUCCCUCUGAGGAUGGAGAAGAUUGGGAAACCGAAUUACUUGAGGAACCUUUUGGCUCACAAAACUAUGGAAACGAGAGCACCAAGAUGACCUCCAUUAAACUGGACUCAGGUCUAACCGGUGGACUUAACAUUAAAGGAACUACUUAUACCAAUGGAGGUACAAGUGGAAAUGGCGGCGGAGGUAAAGGUCGUCUAACCGCAGCAUCAGGCCUUCUCUCAGAUAACAAUAAUGGUAACCAUUCAUCUCGUUAUCUUUACACCAAUGAAAAGCCUGUUGUCUAAAAAGAAAACAACAGGAAAGGGAAAUAAAGAUCAACUUUCCGGGUCAGAAAAAAAUGGCCACUCAUUCAUUGGAAAAAUCAUCACAAUCAUCUGGCUUCUAAACUUCUAAACUUCUUCAUUCAAAUUGAUAAUAUUGGUGAUAGGACAGAAAGAAAAUUAAAUCUCAACACUAAUUAGACGAUCGAAUCUCAACACUAAAGAAACAAAACAAAAUUAAACCAAAACAUGGAAGAGAUUUAACCAAUUUACUGGUACAAAAAACUACAGAAUCUCAUUUAUAUUAUCGAUCAUUUCUACAAGCUAUUUAUGGGCGAGAAACUCUGUUAUUGUACGGAUUCAUUUGCAAUCCAUUUUCGAGGCGUAUAUUAUUGAUACAUCUCUUCCUGUGUAGUUAAAUUACUCAUCUAUCAUCGUCAUCAUCAUCAAACAUCAUGAAAACAACAAAAAAAAUAUAACAAUCUAAAAACAAAAACAAAACAAAACUAACAAAAAAAAAAUCUCUAACCUCAAAGGAAUACAUCACAAAACAAAACACUCAUCCCAAAAAUUACAUAUUCAAUUACAGUGGAUUAAAUGUUUGCUUCGUUUGCUUAAAAUUAAUCUUAUAUAAAUUUUCACACACUCCACACAUUCAAACAAUUAAUUAAUUUCAUCACCCUGACCUUUUUUUUCGUUUCAAGUUUUACCUUGUAUGUUAUUACGAUAUUUAAUUAAACACGUCAACGAAUCAAA